GAUUAUCUGUUGCAAAAAAAAAAAACGACUAGCGAUAUAUUCCAAUCUUAUCGUGCCGAUGUAUCCUUCGAAUAGCAUUGUUUCGUAUCGGCGAUAGAUUAAUUUCAUAAGAAAUCCAAGCGCCCCAUUGCACUUGCUAAAAUAGUUCUGCGAAUCAGUUACUCAAAUGCUGCAAUUAAAUCUAAUACGUAUUAUUAUAUGAUUAAGUAAAAAAAAAAAAAAAACAGAAAAAGAUGUCGCGAUCGGUUCGGUUUUUCAGUUCGUUCGUUAUCCUCGCUUGCGUCUCGAUCGUUUUGGGAGUCAAAACUUCAAACUUAAGAUCGUCGAAGGCGUCUAGAAACGUCAUAAGAGAUCUGCAAGUGAGCGACAUCGACUCGACCUCCGCGAAAAUAUCGUGGAACGCGUCGGAAGACAAGAAUCUUGACGAUUUCACCAUCGAAGUGUCCCGAAAUGGAGAAUCCGUCGCGCGCCAAACGAUCGGCGACGCAACGUCGUGGCUAGCUCGAGAUCUCGAGCCGUGCACCAGGUACAACGUCACGGUUACGUCGACGGGAUCGACCAUCGAUACCGUCCACACUGAAUUCGCUACUUCCUACGUCACACCCGUGUGGUCGACGCGACACGGAGCCAUCACGCAGAGGCCCUCGGGCCUGAAGCUCGUCUGGACGCCGGCCCAGCCCGAGAGCUGCGUCAAGACCUAUCGGCUCGAGAUCGACACGCGCGAUCCCGAUCUCGAGCACGCCAUGAUCGCCGAGACCACGGCAACUCAGUACGCGUUCGAGAAUCUGUACGCGUGCGCCCGCUACUGGUACACCGUCUCUCUCGUCGAUCUCCAGGGCAACGUGUUCCAGUUCGUCGAGGGUCGGUCGGUGGCGCAGUUCGCCGCGGUGCCCGAGGCCCCCGUGACGAGCCGAGACUCGGAGCCGCUGCUGACCCGCUACACGGCGACCUUCUACCUGAACGCCAGCAGUCCGAGCGGCAGCAGCAAUUGCAGCCUCGAGCUGGUGCGCGCCUACUGCGAGGUGACGUCGAGCCCGGUGGCGGCCGAGCAGGGCCGACGCUACGAGCUGCAGACCCGGGUGCGACCGGGCCAGGCGCGCGACCGGAUACCGAUCGAGCUGGAGCGACUCGCGCCCUACACGUACUUCAGCUGUCGGGCUGCGGGAGUUAACGGAGCUGGGCCAGGGCCGUUGAGUCGGCCCAUCACCUUUCGCACCUCGGAGGACUAUCCGUUCCCGCCGUGGCGGCUGAGAGUCGAGGGCGACGGUGCUGCCGGUGCGGGUGGUGGGCAGCCGCGCGAGCUCGUCUGGGAGCCGCCGAGGUGGCUCGCCGGUACUCUGCUCGGUUACAGGCUGAGGCUGACCUGGAGGCCGAAUUAUCCGGUGCCCGCGGCUUGUCCGCCACAUUCGGUAUGGGGUACGAAGACGAUGGAAGUCGGGUCGGGCCUGACUCGGCUGAGCCUCCUAGACGAGGCGACGUCCGCCCGUUACGUAGUGAAGAUGGCCUCGAGGACUGGACUGGGAUACAGCCACGAGACGGUGAUCGAUUACACGAGUCCGGUUCGCGGAGUGCCCGAUAAAAUAACCAACCUGUCGUACAACAUCGUGCCCGUGUCGGCGGCGGGCAAGAUCUACGACAUCACCCUCAGCUGGCAACUGCCCUGCUCGCCCAAGGGCAAUCUCAGGGAGUUCGAGGUCGAGGCGCGAGACGGAAGCGGCCAACUGGUCGCCGACCUGAUCGUCCCGGUCCCCGAGGAGCGAGUUCAGCCGAAUCAACGGUUUCGAGCCGUUCUGAGCCAGUUGGCACCCGUGGACGACGGUAGUUACGAUAUCGCCAUUACCCCGGUGGUGCGCGACGGCCUGGAGAACGACGGCCGGGGCGAGGUCGAGCUGAUCGCCAUUCAAAUACCUGCCUGGAAACAGCCGGUGGAGAGCUCGUGAUUCCAUAAAAUACUUGUUUAUUGUUUUAAAAUAAUUAUUGUUUGAUGUAACCAUGGAUAAAAUUAUUUAAGAAUUAUA
Trichogramma pretiosum is the source of this 2018-nucleotide messenger RNA. Its product is annotated as receptor-type tyrosine-protein phosphatase delta-like. The transcript is spliced from 4 exons. The coding region runs from base 234 to 1940 and encodes 568 amino acids. Lineage: Eukaryota; Metazoa; Arthropoda; Insecta; Hymenoptera; Trichogrammatidae. Gene Ontology annotation, molecular function: protein binding. The record is from RefSeq and is a predicted model, not a curated record.